ACCACAGUGGCUCAUUAUAGGAGGGAGUUUGAGCUGUUAUCAGCAGGGCGCAUAUGGUCACUGAAGCGCAUUUCCACAUUGACAGAAUCAAUAUUUGUGUCGACGUUACCGCAUGAAGCGAGUUAACAGUCAGGUAAGGUGCAAAGAUGAAAAAGAAAACAGUGGACAUGAUAGCGUUAUUUCUAACUGGUGUUGUGUGCCUGCUCAUUAUCAUAAACAAAAAUGACUCUAAAGAAGAAGUGAAAGCAAAUGGCAGAGAAAAGCAUGAAAAACUUCAUGACCUAACAGAUUUUUCCAGAACUGAAACUCUUCAGCCAUCGUCUUCACGUUGUGAGCUGAAUAUGUCAGCUUAUAAUCUUACUGAAUUUUCUGCUCUGCCAGAUCAUAUCAAAGACUUUCUGCUUUACCAAAACUGUAAGAGUUUUCCCAUGCUUCUCGAUGUGCCUAAUAAGUGUGGUGGAGCUCAUAGGUCUGCAGAUGUCUUCCUCCUGCUGGUCAUCAAGAGCUCUCCAGAGAACUACGAUCGCAGAGAAGUUCUGCGGAAAACAUGGGCUGAGGAGAGACUGCACAAAGGUGUGUGUAUCCGUCGAGUCUUCAUAAUCGGCACAACUAGAAGUGGCUUUGAGAAACGCAGGCUGAAUAGGCUACUGAAGCUGGAGAACAAUGAGAAUAAGGACAUUUUACAAUGGGACUUCAAUGAUUCAUUCUUCAACCUUACACUGAAGCAGAUCCUUUUCUUAGAGUGGAUGGACAGAAGGUGCCCACACGCCAGAUUCCUUUUAAAUGGAGAUGAUGACAUUUUUGCCAAUACAUUUAACAUGAUCGAGUAUCUCCAGGGUCAAGAAAACAAUGAUGGAAGUAGACAUCUCUUUACUGGGCACCUCAUCCAGAAUGUAGGGCCUAUAAGAAACCCUUCAAGUAAAUACUAUGUCCCGGUUCAGAUACAGGAGUCUGAGAGAUAUCCUCCAUAUUGUGGUGGAGGAGGCUUUCUACUGUCCGGCUUCACAGCCAGAACGAUCUACAACAUGUCUCACUCUGUAAUUCUGCUACCCAUUGAUGACGUUUACAUGGGAAUGUGUCUGGAAAAGGCCGGCCUCAAACCUACAUCUCAUUUUGGUGUAAGGACUGCUGGUUUGAAUGUUCCAGCUGAAAAUGUCGACAAAUUUGACCCUUGUUAUUACAGAGAAAUAAUUUUAGUCCACAGAUUUCUGCCACACAUGAUUUUUGUGAUGUGGAAUGAAAUACAAAACCCAGAUUUGCAAUGCGGAAAGAUCAAUGUCAAUAGAACAAAAGAGCAGGGUGUGUGAAGACUUUUUGCAAAGGGAAAUAUAAUAGCUUGCUGGAUUCAAUAUGAUCAGGAUUUUUUUAAGUAAUGAAAAAAAUGAAUGCCUUUUCCGAAUGAGGUUGACUUUUGCACUUUAAUUGGGUGGUUGAUUCUUUCACAGCGAUAUUUAUUGUGUUCUUUAUAGGACUUAUGUUUGUUUUGAAUAAUCAAAGAGUGCUUUCAGUAUAAAAUCUCUCAGAAAUAAGGUACAAAGCUGUCAAAGUUAGCGUACAAAAGCGGUGACAUUUGAUAUUAUUUCAGGAUUUUUUCUAACCUUUUCGGGGGGGUUAUGUUUACUGUUUAUGGUUACUGUUAUGUUUACUGUUUAGGUUUAUGUUUACUGUAUAUUAUAUGUAGACAAUACUGUUACUCUAAACAUUUCCACAAAUUUUGUUACAUUUGCAACUGCAACCUGCUAAAUAAACAAAUAGAAAGGUACUGUCAGCUCCAUUUAGAAACUGAAUCGAAGUCUUUGAUUAUUCAAGUCCUUCUGGAUUGAACAGAUUCACCAAUUUUAUUAUUAUUAAACUGUGAAUUACAAAUCAAAUUAAUUAAAUAGGCAAUCUGGACCAUGUGCGUGUUUUUAAAUUAUAAAAUGAUUAUUAAGUAUGUUUACAGUCUUCGUUUUAUUGGCAUUAUGAAAUGCAGAUUAAGUGACACACAGAUAACUCCAGCACCCAUAACAAGCUGUGCCCAAUGUAGAAUUAUCAAUGAAUUAAUCCUUUUUUCACUUUAAGAUUUUAUCACAUGCGAUUUUAUUAUAUGAAGACAUGCACUAUACAACAUAGAUGAAUCUCAAAGAUUGUACAAUGUGGGGAUAUUUGUGUUGUGUUGCAGAUUUCCAAUGUCAAAUGUCUGUAAACUGUAAAGGUGAUUAUUUUCCUAAUUUAAUAUUCACGUUUGUUUGUGCUGUCUGUGUUUAGCUUUGUUAAUGCUUGUUAUUAAUAUGCUGGUAAAUAUGGUGUUCUGAAGGAUUAUUUUUGCACAAAUUAUCUUAUUAGUUAUUGUACCUAUCUUACAUUUAAUAACCAAGCAAAUGUCUUCUUUGUAGCAGUUUUUUUCACAACUUUUUAUUCUUUCUUUUUGUGGGAUUUAUGUAUAGACAUAUACACUCACUGGUCACUUUAUUAGGUACACCUUACUAGUACCAGGUUGCACUCCCUUUUGCCUUAAAAACUGCCUUAAUCCUUUGUGGCAUAGAUUCAACAAGGUACUGGAAAUAUUCUUCAGAGAUUUUUGUUCAUAUUGACAUUAUAGCAUCACGCAGUCGCUGCAGAUUUGUCAGCUGCACAUCCAUCCCAGAGGUGCUCUAUUGGAUUGAGCAAUACUCAGGUAGGCUAUAGCGUUGACACGAUGCUCAAUUGGUACUAAUAGGCCCAAAGUAUGCCAAGAAAAUAUCCCCCACAUCAUUACACCACCAGCCUGAAACGUGAUACAAGGCAGGAUGGAUUCAUGCUUUCAAGUUGUUGAUGCCAAAUUCUGACCCUACCAUUCGAAUGUCGCAGCAGAAAUCGACUCAUCAGACCAGGCAACGUUUUUUCAAUCUUCUGUUGUCCAGUUUUAUUGAGCCUGUGUGAAUUGUAGCCUCAGUCUCCUGUUCUUAGCUAACAAGAGUGGCACCUGGUGUGGUCUUCUGCUGCUGUAGCCCAUCCGCCUCAAGGUUUGACAUGUUGUGCGUUCAGAGAUGUUCUUCUGUAUACUUCAGUUGUAAUGAGUGGUUAUUUGAGUUACUGUUACCUUUCUGUCAGCUGGUACCAGUCUGGCCCUUCUCCCCUGACAUCAUUAUCUGUAAAUUAUCUGUAAUUUAUCUGUAAAUCCUAGAGAUAGUAAUCCAAGAAAAUCCCAGUAGAACAGCAGUUUCUGAAAUACUCAGACCAGCCUGUCUGGCCCAAAAACGGACCAGUGCCAUGUUCAAAGUCACUUGAAUCACCUUUCUUCUUCAUUCUGAUGCUCAGUUUAAACUGCAGCAGAUUGUCUUGACCAUGUCUACAUGCCUAAAUGCAUUGAGUUGCUGCCAUGUGAUUGGCUGAUUAUAAAUUUGCGGUAACAAGCAGUUGGACAGGUGUACCUAUUAAAAAGUGGCCAGUGAGUGUACAUUUGACUUUUUACAAUGGAUUACAGAAUAAUGCCAUUAUCUGAAAAAAAAACCCCAAAAGAAUAUAUAUUUUUAAUAUGGAAAUUAAAUAGGAAAGCAAAAUGCAUUUAUUGUGUUUCCUUGAAGUAAAAGUGCACAACCUGCAAAACCAGAAAUCAGAGCUCAUAGAUUAUCUAGACAUAAAGAAUCAAUAAUUAAACCACUUAAACAAAAGCUUUCAUUCACGAAUGUCAUAUUAUUUUGAGCCUUAACAGGGUUUUAUAAAAAACAAGUCACUAGAUCAAAUCAUCAAUUCCUCGCUCAGUUUAAGUUACAGGACAACAUCAAAGAAAAGUCAUUCAUUGUACCUAAUCAACCAAUAAUAGACAUCAAUAGCAGAAAGUGGAUUUAUUUUUCUAUUAUUAUAAUAGUUCUGAUAAUAAAAUGAUCUCUUUCAGUGAA
Molecule: messenger RNA, 3860 nt
Organism: Danio aesculapii
Lineage: Eukaryota; Metazoa; Chordata; Actinopteri; Cypriniformes; Danionidae
Gene: b3gnt3.4
Product: UDP-GlcNAc:betaGal beta-1,3-N-acetylglucosaminyltransferase 3, tandem duplicate 4
Exons: 2
Coding region: 147-1307 (386 amino acids)
Cellular component (GO): membrane
Molecular function (GO): hexosyltransferase activity
Source: RefSeq, a predicted model, not a curated record